This is a messenger RNA of Brachypodium distachyon (stiff brome), 2096 nucleotides long. RefSeq names its product LEC14B homolog. Gene Ontology annotation, molecular function: protein binding. Gene Ontology annotation, biological process: proteasome-mediated ubiquitin-dependent protein catabolic process. The record is from RefSeq and is a predicted model, not a curated record. The transcript is spliced from 10 exons. Bases 360 to 1781 code for a protein of 473 amino acids. Gene Ontology annotation, cellular component: Cul4-RING E3 ubiquitin ligase complex. NCBI's taxonomy places the organism in Eukaryota, Viridiplantae, Streptophyta, Magnoliopsida, Poales, Poaceae.
AUCCCAACCGGAUCCCUCCCUGACAAUGUCCCGAAUUCCCGAUUCACCACCAGUGACCAGUCUCCUUCCCUCUUCCGCUUCCUCUUCUCCGCCCGCUGCUCCGCUGAAACCCCAAUCCGUCUAUCCAUCCCCGGGCACUACUGCUUCCGCGAUUCCCCGCUCAGCUCGUGUGAUUGAACGAGGCGCAGCAGCUCUUUGCAAAUCGUUCUGUAUUUUUGCUCUCUCGAUUUGUUUGGUUCGUUGUUGCUGCCUGGGAGAGAGGUUUCAGGGUAGAGCAAAACCCUGCCUUGCUAGCCUCGGGAACGCCGCCUAAUCAGGCUAAACCUUUUGAAUUCUGUGUUGACGCUGGGGGAUUAAUAAUGGCAGCGCCAUCCAGGUUGCGGGGGAGGCGGCUGCUGGGCAGGGAGGUGGAGCGUGAGCACGAGCCGUUCACCAUCGAUGAGGACGUGUCCCAUCUCACCAGGAUCCGAUCGGAGCCGUGUCCCCGCACUCGCGCUGCCAUGCACCGUGCCGGCCGGAAGAAGAGGGCCGUCUCGGCUUUCGAGAUGCUGUCGGCGAGGGAGUCCGGCCGCUCGGGGGGCGGCGGGUUCUCUCAGGCCGACCGCGCUUACGCCGCCGGGAAACACCUCCCGGCGAAAGGCCCGUGGUGCGUGGAAGACAUGGAUAGCGAGGCGUACGUCUCGCAGUUCUCUAGCGAUGGCUCGUUGCUCGUCGCUGGGUUUCGGGGAAGCCGCAUCAGAGUUUACGAUGUCGACAAAGGGUGGAAGGUUCAUAAGAAUAUAAGCUGCAGAAGUAUGCGGUGGACCGUUUCAGAUAUUGCUCUCUCGCCUGACCAGCGAUACCUUGCCUAUUCCAGUUUGUCGCCUAUUGUUCACAUUGUAAAUGUGCAGAGUGCUGGAAGGGAUUCGGAUGCUAAUGUCACUGAAAUUCACGAAGGUUUGGAGUUCUGUGAUGACGACGAAUACUCUUUUGGGAUAUUCUCUGUAAAGUUUUCAAAAGAUGGUCGAGAAGUUGUUGUUGGGAAUAAUGAUAGCUCAAUAUAUGUCUAUGAUCUUGGAGCCAAUAAAGUAUCAGUCCGCAUCCGUGCUCAUGAGGCUGAUGUCAACACGGUGACCUUCGCUGAUGAAAGCGGUAAUGUGUUAUACUCUGGAAGUGAUGAUAAUCACUGUAAGGUGUGGGACAGGCGUUGCCUUGUAAGAGAAAAACCAGCAGGUGUAUUGACAGGUCACUUAGAUGGAAUUACAUGUAUUGAUAGCCGUGGCGAUGGGCGUUAUUUAAUCUCGAACUGCAAGGAUCAGACUAUUAAACUUUGGGAUGUUAGGAAGAUGUCCUCCACCGUAGAAGGACGUCCACCAAGAUUAUAUGAUUGGGACUACAGAUGGAUGUCAUUCCCAUCAAAUGCCAGAUACUAUAAGCAUCCAAAUGAUCAGUCUCUGGCCACAUACAGGGGUCAUUCAGUUCUGCGGACACUUAUCCGCUGUUACUUCUCACCAGUGCACAGCACGGGUCAGAGGUACAUAUACACGGGAUCCAGUGACGAGUCUGUCUAUAUCUAUGAUGUGGUUACCGGGGAGGUCAUCAAAAAGCUCUCAUGGCACGGAUCAAUUAUCAGAGACUGCACUUGGCAUCCUUACCGCCCGACGCUCGUCAGCUCUUCCUGGGACGGCUAUCUGGCCAGGUGGGAGGCAUCAGGCGACAAUGAGGACCCCUCGAUGCUCACGCUCGACGAGCAGAGGACUAGCCCUUACCACCAAAUGUAUGGGAUGUCCUUUGCUAUGUAAAGAAGUUGCUGAGGAAACCUGGCAUGAUCUGAAGAGACGCAGCAGCUGGUUCGUGGUUUGUGCUGAGCUCCAGGUUAAGCAUUCAUGUCAGGCAAUGCUGUUCCGAAAAUGCAGGGACAGAAAGAAAAAAUUGUUGAGAGUAGCUUGGUAAAUUUGUGUAUGGUCAAUCAGAUAAGUUGAUGUCAUGCAUGUACAUGUGUAUUACUUUGCUGCCAUAUGGCGAUGUGCAGAUGGUUGUCAUGAAGACUUACUGGAGUUGGCUAUGCUCAGUUGCGCCUUUCCUUCUAUUCAAUAAAUCCCAAGCGUCAAAAGAAA